AACAUCUAAAACAUGCAGGGCAGGUAGGACCAGGGUUGAGAACCACUACACGCUUUCUCGGCAGAACGCAUGUAAACAUUGCUGACGUAGGCACGUUCUUCUUAAACGUGGCGGCGCCGACACCGGAAUACGAGCAAGUUUAGUUAGCGAACAAAGUCGAAGUAACAGUUAUAGUUAGCUACCCCCUUUACUAACUUUGUCAGUGCAAGGGCCAAAACAAGAUGGUUAAACUAUAUUACACAUGACAUAACCCAUGGCCUUAUAGAUUUCUUUCGCAAGAUCACAUGACUGCGAUCAUGCAGACUUGCAAGUUUAAUGGACUUUUUGAUGUAGGCGAGGACUUCGAUGAUGAGGAUCUACUUGAGGCAGACUGGUCUGUUCCUUCCGUUUCUGCUCCUGCCAACGCGGCUUCAGAAUCUUCUGACACUACGCAUCCUGACGACCGCAAAGCCACCUGUCAGUUACAGACUGAAGGCUCACUUUCCCUGAGGAACCUGCAGACAGGACAGGGUUCUGUGGCUUUAAGACAGCUUUCUACACCUGGGUCAAAGCAAACAGAUAAAGAUAAAUCUGCAGAUUCUGUACCAUGCCAGGGUCAAUCUCAGCCAAAUCACCUGGGGAAAGGAGUGUCUCCCUGGCCUCAGGAUGAAUUUGAUGAUUGGGAUCUCGACCUGGCAGAACUAGAUGAAACUGAUCCACAGUUGGGUCACGAAGCCCAAGUCAAACAAGUGUUCACAGCCCCAGCAUCAGCAAUAGCCAGAGAUAAGACUGUCUCCUCAGCCAAAAGGCUGUGUCCCUCAGCCUGUGGUGGGGCUCAAACUCUGCCCAGUGUGGGGCUCAGAGGAUUUAGUACCUCAAACCAAACAUUUGGCCUACCUAAUAGUAAUCCACCCCUCGGGUUCUCCACCCCUGUCCCUUCCCUCUCCUCUGGUCGUCCUGUCUGCACAGCUCCAGCCCAGAGCCCUGGUGUGGUCCCUGGGGCUCCCCCCUUCUCCAGUCACUUCCCCAGGGCUGUGACCCCUAGACCACCCCGAGGACUACAGCAGCUACACCGACCCACAGCCUCCCCUGCUGCUCACGGGCAGAGCCUGUUUGACGCCAUAUCCCCUGCCCCCUCCGUGAGGUGCGGUGGACCCAUGCCCUCCCCCCGCUCGCUGCACACCCCAGUCCUCACCAACCACCUGGUCCAGCUGGUGUCGGCCUCCAACAGAAGCCCCAGGAGGCCUCGCUCUGACCACGCCCGGCCCAAGACCCGCCGCUUCCCUGGCCCCGCCGGCCUCCUGCCCCAGCAGCCGCAAGGCCACAGUCUGGAUGACAUUGUAGUGGCCCUCCCCCAGACUCCUGCUCAUGGUGCUGUGGCCAGACUGCCCUGCCAGGUUCCCAGCUCGCAGUGCGAGGAAGAGGACUGCACCGGAGGCCCCUGGGCGGCAAUGAAGGCCGAGAUGGGAUUGGAUGAAAGGAACCCGUCCUGUUUCCUCCACUCCUACAGUGUUGUCAUGGUGCUACGCAAGGCUGCACUGAAACAGCUGGCCCAGAACAAGGUCCCUAACAUGGCUGUAGUACUGAAGAGCAUCAUCCACACACACACUGAUGCCAAGGCAGUGUUCAGGGACCCCACAGGGGAGAUCCAGGGCACCGUGCAUAGGCGUCUUCUGGAGGACAGGCUGGGGGAGCUGAGGGCGGGAGCCGUGCUGCUUCUCAAACAGGUGGGCGUGUUCUCGCCCUCUCAUCGUAACCACUACCUCAACGUCACGCCCAAUAAUCUGCUGAGGAUCUACCCACCUGACGGCGUGGCCGUGGGCUCCGCAUGCCGCCCGCCACUGCUUCUGGAGCCCGUUUUGCUGUUGUCCGGUGGGUCCUCCACCUUCCCAGAAGCCCCUGUGUCUCAGAUGGAGCUGCACUUUGAUGAGGAGGAAGAUGGAGCCUCCAGAUCAGGUUCUAACAGGGUUUCUGACGUGGUUUCCCAGGAGGCUGUUGGAGCUGCACUACAAGACCCAGACCAGGCAUGGGGUGCAGAUGAUGACCUGGAUGAUCUUCUAGUGGAGUUGCCUGUGGAAUCCUACAGCCUUUGACUUCAGCCGUACCCUCAUCCCAAAGAAACACCAUUCUUAUGCCCCUUCUCACAAUGAUCACAUGUUCUGGACAAAAACAUCUCUUCCUAUCAUAGAGCACCAUUUCCAAUACUUUCUUUUCUAACCCUAGCCCUUCAAUGCAUUUGUGUUGUACAGAAAUUAAUCGAGAAUCAGUGUUUAGUUUGUCAAAAUAUACAAAUGUGUGUGUUUAUAUAUAUGUAACCAUUUCAAUAGGUACUGUAUAUAAUCAGUAAAAGUAUACAGUUGGUUAAAAAAUUGAAUCUUUUUAUAAAGCUCUCCACUUAU
Messenger RNA from Osmerus eperlanus (European smelt), 2378 nucleotides. It is a transcript of the gene hrob, whose product is annotated as homologous recombination factor with OB-fold. Gene Ontology annotation, biological process: recombinational repair. The transcript is spliced from 10 exons. Lineage: Eukaryota; Metazoa; Chordata; Actinopteri; Osmeriformes; Osmeridae. The record is from RefSeq and is a predicted model, not a curated record. The coding region runs from base 285 to 2072 and encodes 595 amino acids.